AUGAGUCUCAGCGUCUACUUCCCGCCGAGUGCAAGUCAUUCACAAAACUUCGUACCUCGCAAGUCUUACAACCUGUCAAGACUCGGCGUCAUGAGCGGAGAAUCUGCAACGCCGACGAGCUUUACCUCCGCGGAGCGCAUCCGCCAACUCAACGAGAUCGACCAAGAUGUUGCAAAGCUCAUUCACUCAGCCGGUCUAGCAAUCCAAGCGUUGACCAAUGCAAAGCCGAACUCCCCUUCCUCCGAGGUUCCAGAGGGCUCCCUCGAAUCCCACAAGACGCAGUUUAAAGACGCAACACAGCAAUACUUCGCUCUCCUCUCCUCAAUUGAUGUUCGACUACGUCGCCAGGUCUACGCUUUAGAGGAAUCUUCUGUUCUGGCGCCGGAUCCAAUUGGGCGAGCAGGCGAUGUGAGCACUGGUACCGCCGGAGCUGCAGGGUCAGUUGCCUCCAAUUCUCUGGACAUCAGCUGGCUCAACAGCCGAAAGGACACGGUCGGGAAGGACAAAGAAGCUGAAUUGUGGGCUGCUGCGCGGGGAUUUGUGGAACAGCUGAAUAAGUCGACGGGUGAGCCAAACGACUCCAGCAAGUCGAAUGGCGAUUCCGAAAUGCAGAUGGAUUGA
Messenger RNA from Penicillium maclennaniae, 621 nucleotides. Its product is annotated as mediator of RNA polymerase II transcription subunit 11. Gene Ontology annotation, cellular component: mediator complex. Bases 1 to 621 code for a protein of 206 amino acids. Gene Ontology annotation, biological process: regulation of transcription by RNA polymerase II. NCBI's taxonomy places the organism in Eukaryota, Fungi, Ascomycota, Eurotiomycetes, Eurotiales, Aspergillaceae. Gene Ontology annotation, molecular function: transcription coregulator activity. The record is from RefSeq and is a predicted model, not a curated record. The transcript has 2 exons.